AUGGAGAUUUCAUUUAUGCGCUCAAAGAUAGCAUUUAUAGACUUAAACCUAACAAAGACAAAUGCGUGUCGAUAUCUACCUGUUAACUCACAACGUACGAUGAAGUACUUUAUUUUAUCGAUAUUGAUUACUUUUGCUGAAGCUGGUAUAAUUAAUGUACAACCAAAAUGUGUAACAAUACGUAAUAUUGUACAUGAAGAAGAAGUCUUAAAAGAAAAAGUUCAUUAUCCGUAUCAAUUGGCCCUUGAUUAUGAUACAAACACACUGUUUUUCAGCUAUACAGCAAGAACCACAGAAACAUUUAAAAUGGCAUACCUAAAUUUGAAAUCAAAUGACUACGGAUUAGUAAGUGGUAUACAGGGAGGUUUUGCAAGUGCUGUUGACAUACAAUCGCAUAUAGUCUACAUGGGUGGUGAAGAUGGUGUCUAUCAAUUUGAAUAUAACACAAAAUCCGCUGCAAGGCUUAAUAUAAAAUCCGAUGUAAAUAUCUGGCAAAUGUUUUAUAAGGAUGGAUUAUAUUUUACUACAUACCCGGAAGAGAAAGCAUAUCUAUACAAAAACCAAGAAAUAAUGCAGGUUUCUGAUUUGAAAGACAAGGUUAUGGUUUUAGGUGUAAAGAAAGACGGAAGUUACGUAUAUUCUAACUCCUCUGGACUAUUUAUUUAUAACAAAGCAAGUGGUAAAGCUUUGAAUAUAGGUGACUAUGUAGUUAAUGGAAUUACAUCUGAUAUUGAUGGGAAUAUAUACUUUUCAACACCUUCUGGAAUUUAUUAUAUUGAUGAUGAACGGAAUAAAAUAGAGGAACUAAUGAAACAAGAAGAAAUUUACGGUGUCGCUAUAGAUGGGAACGGCAGCAUUAUAUAUGCAAAGGAAGACAGUAUUAUUAGACUGAAACCAGCAAAAGGAAAUUGUGUAAAUAAUCGUGUGGAAAACGAUGUCUUAUAA
Molecule: messenger RNA, 945 nt
Organism: Arctia plantaginis
Lineage: Eukaryota; Metazoa; Arthropoda; Insecta; Lepidoptera; Erebidae
Source: the annotation of a GenBank genome assembly